UCUGGCGGAGGAUGGGCGGUCAACGGUGAGGGAGCUUCCCGUGUUGAGCAGGUCUGAAGCAAAGCAUGAUGGGAGACAGCGUGCCGCUGCAGACGGAGGGGAACGCCCUCCUGAAGGCCGUGUUCCAGGGGAAGCUGCGAUUGGCCCGUCUGCUGCUGGAGGGCGGGGCUUAUAUCAACGAGGGAAACGAGCGCGGAGAGACGCCGCUCGCCGCUGCCUGCCUGGCGAGCUACGAUGACCCACAGGCACGGCUCAAGAUGGUGAGGUACCUGCUGGAGAAAGGGGCCGACCCAAACAUCCCCGACAAGGCCGGGCGCACGGCUCUGAUGCACGCCUGCGCCGGGCGCGCCGGAGAAGACGUGGCGCUCCUGCUGCUGGAGAACGGAGCCGACCCCAGCCUCAGGGACUACAGCGGCGCCUCGGCACUGGUGCACACCAUCAACACGGGCGACCGCCAGACGCUGCAGGCCCUGCUGGACGCCUGCAAGGCCAAGGGCAAGGAGGUCAUCAUCAUCACUAGCCAUACCUCACCGUCUGGCACCAAGAAGACCAAACAGUACCUCAACUCACCGCCCUCGCCAUUAGACAAGAACUCGCCAUUGGACAAGCCCUCGCCAUCAGACAAGCUCUCGCCAUUGGACAAGCCCUCGCCAUUGGACAAGAACUUUCCAUUGGACAAGCCCUCACUGGCCAUCGAGGGCUUGUUCGUGGCGGCAAGCGAGGGCUUUGACAAGCCCUCGCUGGCGUGCAUGUCGCCGUCCGAUGUGGAGAUCGGCACUGAGUCUCCGGCCGCGGGAGACGAACGCAAAGACGGGGAGGGGAUCUUUAGCUUCGCGCUCACCUCGGCGUUACCGUUGCCGUCCGCUCGGCCGCCCGGCGAGAAGCGUCCGGCGGCGCCGCCACGGAAGCUUCUGAAGCGGCUGAACUCGGAGCCCUGGGGGCUGGUGGCGCCAUCCGUGCUGGGCGCCGCCCCCCGGGAGGAGGGCAUUGGCGCCGCUCUGAGCCAGACCAUCACAGAGAUCAACGGCCUGUCCAUCGCUGAGCCGUCGCCGGGGAGGCCGCUUUUGUCGCGGCGACACAGCAUCGAGACGCACGACCCCUGCUCGCCCAAACUCAUGGACCGGUCCGUGUCCGAGGACUACGCCGCGGCGCUCGCCGGAGCCUCCUGGGCUGACAAAGUGCAGCAGCACCAGAUCCUGUACCGUAGGAACACGGCGCCAGAGUCCCAGGAGAACGCCGCAGCCCGAUUGGCUCACCCCAAACUGACCCGCAUGGAGCACUACGAGUCGGACACGCACCUCUGCCCUGACUCCAUCCCCGGGUCUCCCGACUCGGGACGCGUGUCAGUGGAGCGCAGGAGGUACAAUGCCUCCCCGCUGUGCCUGCUCCCCGGCUCGUCCCGGGAGUCUCUGGAGAACAUCCCUGCCUCUGUGUCGCCGCUCGCCAUGCGCCGGCGUCCGCCAGGGCUCCUGGAGCGCCGCGGCUCCGGGACGCUCCUAUUGGACCACAUCUCCCACACGCGGCCGGGCUUCCUGCCGCCGCUCAACAUCAACCCGCAGAGACCCAUCCCCGACAUCCGUGCCUCGCCCAGCCAUGCCGCCACCGCCACCGGGAAGAUCCUGGUCCCGGUGGCGCCCGCCUCGCCCAAACGCGGCCCCGACUUCAAGACGAAGAAGAAGCUUAUGAGGAGACACUCGAUGCAGACGGAGCAGAUGAAGCAGCUCUCCACCUUCCAGGAAAUCCUCGCAGAGAAGGUCAGCGAGGCCAACGAUUGACGACAGGAGGAGCGGGAGCAAGGCAUCAUGGGUAGCUGCAGAGACCUUUAGGGUUAGGGUCAUUCACUGGAGCAAGGCAUCAUGGGUAACUGCAGAGACCUUUAGGGUUAGGGUCAUUCACUGGAGCAAGGCAUCAUGGGUUGCUGCAGAGACCUUUAGGGUUAGGGUCAUUCACUGGAGCAAGGCAUCAUGGGUAACUGCACAGACCUUUAGGGUUAGGGUCAUUCACUGGAGCAAGGCAUCAUGGGUAGCUGCAGAGACCUUUAGGGUUAGGGUGUCACUACCCGAUGUGAGUCAAGUGCAGAUGUGAGUUGUGCAUUCGACUUUGCAACAAGUAGCCUACAAGAUGCUAACGAGAGACUAAUGAGAUGCUAACGAGACAAACAAGAGACUAACAAGAAACUUCUGUAAUGUCAAUACAGUAAAAAUGGACCUACA
Messenger RNA from Perca fluviatilis (European perch), 2213 nucleotides. RefSeq names its product ankyrin repeat domain-containing protein 34A. Bases 66 to 1775 code for a protein of 569 amino acids. The transcript has 3 exons. The record is from RefSeq and is a predicted model, not a curated record. Gene Ontology annotation, molecular function: protein binding. NCBI's taxonomy places the organism in Eukaryota, Metazoa, Chordata, Actinopteri, Perciformes, Percidae.